Molecule: messenger RNA, 4000 nt
Organism: Vombatus ursinus (common wombat)
Lineage: Eukaryota; Metazoa; Chordata; Mammalia; Diprotodontia; Vombatidae
Gene: CCDC181
Product: coiled-coil domain containing 181
Exons: 5
Coding region: 2192-3781 (529 amino acids)
Molecular function (GO): microtubule binding
Source: RefSeq, a predicted model, not a curated record
UAUAAGAAAACUUAGCUUUUAAACUUAACUCAAGGCAGAAAACAACUUCUGGACUCAUGAACUUCUGAACCUAACUCAGAGACAAAGAAACUUGAUUGAGGCAGUUAUAGAAUAGAAUCAGAUAUAGAAAGAAAUCAAAUAGAAAAUGAACAUUUGAUUUUUCUCAGAGGUGAAGAAAAACUUCCCAUUAAUUAAAGUUAUCUAGAAGCAGAAAUGACUGUCUGGGAAGGGAGUGGGUUCUAUUUAUUAGAUGGCUUCAGAUGAAAGACGUGUGUGUGCUUGUUGGAUACAUUGUAUAGAGGACGGUUUUAUGUGUCUGAGUUCCCAGAAGUGGACUUUCUGAGCUCUUUCACAACUCUGAGAUAAUGCAAUUCUUUUCUAUUGUAUAAUAAAUUGUCUUUGUUGAGAGGAAAGAAUGAGUCAGUUGUGUGUUUAAGGAAACCGGGAAUCUCACUAGCCAGAACCCUUAGCAACUGGAUGUGUUUGACAGGGAAACAACCUGCCAAAGCAGUUCUGUUACCAUGAUUGCAGGAUCCAGGAUCUCUUUCUUUGCUAUAAGAGACCCUUUGCAAGAGGAAGGGGUUCUUGGGAUUUCCCCAUUGUUGGUUUCUCUCCAAUCCUCUAUCCUCUUAUCAGUGAAUGGAACUCAAAAAGGAAAUUGCUUCUGUCUAACUUCAUGAAUUCCGAAAUUAGAGGAGGGAGGAGGGAUAGGGAAAAAGGAACGAGAAUUCCACCUCCAAAAUAUCAGGGCUUUUUCUGAUAGCGUUUUCUGACACAGGAAUACCUUGGAGAUAUUGUGGGUUCAGUUCCAGACCAUUGCAAUAAAGUGAUACUUUUGUCACACACAUGUUUUGGUUUCCCAGUGCAUAUACAAGUUAUGCUUACACUAUACUGUAGCCUAUUAAGUGUGCAAUAAUGUCUAAAAAAAAAAACCCAGUGUACCUACUUAAUUAAAAAAUACCUUAUUGCAAAAAAAAAAAAAUGCUGUCAUUUGAGCCUUCAGUGAGUUAUAAUCUUUUUCAUGGUAGAGGGUUUUGUCUCAGUGUUGAUUGAUCAGGGUUGCUGAAGGUGGCCGUGGCAAUUUCUUAAAAUAAGACAACAAUGAAGUUUGCCACAUUAAUCUACUCUUCCUCUCAUUUGAGUGCUUAGAGAUCAUUGUAUACUUAUUAACUGGCCUAAAUUCAAUAUGAUUGUGUAUCAGGAAAUAGAGAGGCCUGAGGAGAGGGAGAGAGAAGGAAAUGGCUGGUUGGUUGAGCAGUCAGAACACACACAAUAUUUAUUGAUUAAAUUUGCUGUCAUACUAGCUGGCUGUUACAUAAGAUGUACAAGGGAUUCUUGUCCCAAUGUGGAUUAACAUCAGAUGGCUUUCCAAUUCUCAGAUUCUCUAAUAAUGUGAGGUUAUUUGAAAGUAGUCCAUCCAGGUGUCAAUUCAGGGAUUAUGUUAGAAUCAUGGCAGUAGGCAUAGAGAAAAAGUAGAUCUGAAAGAUAAUAUAACAUCCAGUAAUUUACCAGAUGCUGUCAAGUCAGACAAGAAGCAUUCAUUAGGCUCUUACUAUGUACCAGGGUAUAUGUGAAGCACUGGAGACAGAGAAACAUUUCAAAAGUCCUUGAUUUUAAGAACCUCCCAGUCCAAUAAGAGAGACCAUAUAUAAACAACAACAACAACAAAAGUUUGCCAUCAUAUAUGGUUGUGGUUUGUGGCACCCCGAAACACUUACAAUAAUAACAUCAAAGAUCACUGAUCACAGAUCACCAUAAUAGAUAUAAUAAUAGUGAAAAAGUUUGAAAUAUUGUGAGAAUUACCAAAAUGUGACAUAGAGUACACAAUGUGAGCACAUUAUAUUGGAAAAUGGCACCAAAGGACUUGCUUGCCACAGACUUGCCACAAACCUUCAAUUUGUAAAAAACUCAAUAUCUAUGAAGCACAAUAAAACAAGAUAUGCUUGUAUUUGCUUUCACAUUUCUUGGCAUGAUAAUUAUAGGUCCGUGUAUCUGUGUGUUUCUCGGAAGGAAUUCUGAAUAGGGUUCAGGAAGUUCUUUCAUCACUUAGAUAUCCUUUGAUUUACAAACCUUAACUAGUUUUUUUUUGUUUUGUUUUUUAGUGAAAUCAAUAUACUUUAUGUUCAGUGUUACCUCCUUUGGAAAUUGUAGAUUUUUUGCAGGAUUCCUUUUCCUAUGAGGACAUAUUGCCAUGUCUUUUCUUUUCUGCCUGACAGCACUAUUCUUUAACAAGGAGAAAAUGAAUGAAAGGACAGAUGCUGAUUUGAGGGAAAGUGGAGAAUAUGAAGAUGACUUUGAAAAGGACCUUGAGUGGUUAAUUAAUGAAGAAGAAAAAAACCACAUCGGCAUGAUUGAGAUGUCUAGUGAAAAGGAAGAAGUUGCCAACCAAGAACUCAAAGAGGACGAUAAAGGAGAAGAGGAUACAAAACAGCUUCCUGACCAUGACAAAGUGUCAAAGGAUGAGAUGUCACCGAGGCAAAAUAACUUCAUCUCUGUACCUAGCAUUCAACCUUUGGAUCCUGUAUCUGAUUCAGAUAGUGAAAACUCAUUCCAGGAGAGCAAGAUGGAAAGCCAAAAGGAUCUUGAUGAUGAUGAUGAGGAUGAGGAAGUAAAGCGAUACAUCAUGGAAAAGAUUGUAACGGCUAACAAGAUUCUGGAGACUCAAGAGCCUGUCAACGAAAAGAGAGAAAGAAAACUUAAAUUCAAGGACAAGUUAGUAGAUCUGGAAGUGCCCCCGCUGGAAAAUACGGAAAGUUACAGAAAUGAUAAUGAAAAUGAGAGAGAUGUGUCUGGGAAACUGUCACAGCUAUGUAUUUCUGGUGAGCGUAGACCAGAGAGUGUGCUCCUUUCGCCGACUAAUGGCAGUAGUGAGGAAUAUAAGGAUGGAAAGAUACUAGUGGAGAGAGAUGGGAAGUUUGAGCUUCUGAGUUUACAAGACAUUGAGAGCCAAGGCUUUUUGCCCCCCAUUAAUGUUAACGUUACUGAGAUCGAAAGUCAGCAGUUACCACCUCGAUCUUCCAACUCAGCUACCAAUGGGAUUAUUGGGAUUAAAAAGGAAGACCUCCUAGGAAAGCCACAUGUUAUCACUCACACAUCCACAAGUGAACCGCUGGUUUAUUUUCCCCAGCCUCCACCCAAUCCCAAAUACCGUCCAAGCUCAGCAGUUAACACACGAAGAAGCAAAGGGAGUGGAAAAUCUAACCGCGGAGUACAGUCCGCAGAAAUAUCACCAAUAAACUCAACAUACUGUCUUUCACCUCGACAGAAAGAGCGGCAAAAACAGAUAGAACUGAGGAAGGAAAAACUAAGGAGAGAGGAAGAACAACGGAAAAGAGAAGAGGAGAAGGAAAAGAAACGAGAGAAUGAAAUGGUCUUUAGAGCUUGGUUGCAAAAGAAAAAGGAACACUUUAUGGAAAUGAGAAGAAUUCAGAGGGCAAAGGAAAUGGAAGACAUGAAUAGCAGACAAGAAAACAGAGAUCCCCAGCAAGCUUUCCGAUUGUGGCUUAAAAAAAAGCACGAAGAACAGAUUAAAGAAAGACGGAUUGAAGAACUGAGGCGACAGGAGGAGUGUUUGUCCUUUCUUAGAGGGGCAGAAGGCCGUGACAGGGCAUUUAAACAAUGGCUGAAAAGAAAACGAAUAGAGAAGCUGGCGGAGCAGCAGGCUGCCAAAGAGAGAGCCAGGCAGCUGCGCAUCAAAGCCUGGCGAUCCAAACAGCUACAGAACCUCCUUUACAUCAUUUCAGAAACUAAACCCUUUCGUUUUACCAAUCAUUACAGUUGAAGGUUCCUGUCUGCACCGGAUCCUUACAUCGGUAGCCAGUGUCCCCUCACAGCGGCAGAUGUCAUUCCUUGUUCUGAUCUGUGUGCUUUGGUCAUCUCCUAAAUGAUGGGAAAAUAUAUUCAUCCUUCAGUGACAGUGAAUUUAUCUAUUUUUUUAAAAUUCUAGAACUGAAUAAAUGCCUUUUAUUUCACUGUUGUAAAGUAUUCCACAUGCAUUGUU